Blepharisma stoltei is the source of this 594-nucleotide messenger RNA. The record is from the annotation of a GenBank genome assembly. NCBI's taxonomy places the organism in Eukaryota, Ciliophora, Heterotrichea, Heterotrichida, Blepharismidae.
AUGUAUAGAGGUUUCCUCUAUAUAGCGCUAAAAGCGCAGACAUUUUCCCAGGAGCUUUCCAAGUUCGUCGGACCAAAUCGCUUUUUGGUCCGACCAAGGCAUUGAUUUGGUGCAACCUACCGAUAAAUUCCGAUCAGAAUUUAUCGGCCUUACAGCGCCAAACAUAGGAAACUUCUAUAUAUUAUUUUGGUAUUUCUGAUAUCAUUUAGCAUGGCACAACAUAUCGAUCCUAAUCCUGCUCAGCUAAAUCUUUCAAUUGAAGAACUGGCAGCAAUUUUAAGAGAUCCCCAGUCAGGAGAAAGGCUUUCAUCUGAUCCUGAGCUUUUACAGCAUAUCAAACACCGACUUGAUGAUCCUGAUACUCAUAGAAAAGUGAUGGAAAUGAUAAAUACAGGCCGACCUCUAUUACAUGGAUGCCCAGUUAUGUAUGGAGGACUUGGAGGAACAGUAAGAAAAGCUCAAAAAGAGAAGUAUCAAUCAGAAAUAAAUUCAAUUAAACAGAUGGGAUUCAACCAAGACGAUGAUAUAUUAGAUGCGCUAAUUGAUUCACAAGGUGACAUUUCUAGGGCUGUUGAUUCUUUAAUGUCAAGAUAA